AUCAGGGCCACAGCAGCUGUUUGUUGUUUAUUUGCUUCAUAUUCAUAAAAAAUAGUAAAAGAAAAGAAACAAACAACAACAAAAAAAGUCACGUGUAGAAAUAAAAAUCUUUUUUUCUUGUAAGUGAUCAAUAAUGAUAGACUUAGACAAAGGCCAACAGCGCCCUCUACUGUAUCAUCACUGUAACAUCACAUGACUGUGGAAUCGUCAUCAUUCAGCGACAAGAUAUUUCUUCUCUUUAAAGUGACAAUAAAGCCGGAAGUUAUUUUCUAUAUUAAGAUGUGAUUCUUAAAAUUAUUUGACUAGUUAAAAAAUAAACUGUUUUCUCGUAAGUUAACUAUCACAUAAAAAAAUAAAAUAAACCGGAAGUCCACUCUCAGAUUGUAAACACAUGGCUCCUUGUCGCGUGUGAAGCGCAAUGAUGCCAAAAGUCUCGGACAUAAAGUUUCCAGGAGGAUGUAAGACUCUUCCAGAAGGCUUCUGGUCCGCUGUGGAUGUGUGGAUACAGAAACCUCACGUUGUAAACAAGCGUCUCUGCGGGGCUAAAGAGACGGAGAGGAAAGAGGUGAACGCGGAGGAGCUGCUGCACGGUCCCCUCGCGGACCUGUCUCAGGAUGUGUUGUCCCUCCUGAGCAGCGGGGUGUCCCCUGCACAGACACACCAGCAGGACAAACCCUGGUGCUCGACGGUCAGGACAUUUAUUCCCAAAGUGAACAGUUACGGGACAAGCCUGCAUAAAGAAGUUGUGCUGAGAGACUUCGCCAGACAACAAGUGACCUUCUUUCCCCUGGAGGAGGACGCAGAAGGCCAGGUGUCUCUAAAGAAGAGCAACAUCUAUCAGAUUCAGCUCUGCAGUCAGGACUGUGAGGACUGGUCCUUGGAGCUGCACGUCUUGACUCCAGGCGCCUGGUUCUCUGAUGGCGUGGCGUACCCGAAGCUCCCCUGGCUGUCCUCAGAUCUGCUGCCUAAACUGGUGCGCUGGGCCACCGAGUGCAAGAGCAGCGAGUUCAAGAGCACCUUGUCUCUGCUGCCGGUGGAGAAGUACAGCCUCGUGUACCAGCAGCUGAAGGACAAGUACAAGGCCAUGGUCAAGGUUUGGCCUGAGGUGACAGAUCCUGAGAAGUUUGUCUAUGAGGAUGUUGCCAUAGCGACAUAUCUCCUGGUGCUGUGGGCUGAGGAGCGGGCAGAGAAAGGUCUUGCUGGCAGACAGUCCUUUGUGGACCUCGGCUGUGGAAACGGCCUCCUGGUUCACAUACUGACCAAUGAAGGGCACCCUGGAAAGGGUAUCGACGUUCGGAGGAGGAAGAUCUGGGACACGUACGGCCCCCGGACUGUGCUAGAGGAAAAGGCAAUUACUCCCAGUGAGAGCUUCUUAUUCCCGGGUGCGGACUGGCUGAUUGGGAACCACUCGGACGAACUCACACCGUGGAUCCCCGUUAUAGCAGCCAGGUCGUCUUACUCCUGCCGCUACUUCGUUCUCCCCUGCUGUUUCUUUGACUUCUAUGGAAAAUACCAGAGACGUCAGUGCAAGAAGUCUCAGUAUAAAGAAUACAUCGAUUUCAUCACCGAGGUCAGCCAAGUCAGUGGCUUCAACACUGAAGAGGACUGCCUGAGAAUACCGUCUACCAAACGGGUGUGCUUGGUAGGAAAGUCGAGAAGCUACCAGCUACGUGAUGAGGCCGAGGCAGAGCGACGGAGAGCUCAUUACGUCCAGAGGCGACAGACCAUACCCGGGGUCACAAUUCAAUGGUCAGUCAUCGGAAAUGAUGGGCAUUGUUGCCAUGGGAACGCAGACAGUGACAGGACCCCCAGAAGCAGCUGGGGAGCCGGGUUCCAGCCCAGAGACAAGGUUGAAAUGGUUCGAAACUGCGCCGCUCUCCCCCGGGACUUUGUUGACGGCGUUGUCCUGCAGGUUGCUAAUGCUCUUCUGGGAAUGACUGUGGAUGACGGCGGGGGGUCCUCCGCUGACUGGAACCGAGGAGGCAGCCUCUCUGUGAGCGAGGUCGCCGGCCUGUUGGAGCAGGAAACCCUGCAGCUCCUGAAGAAGGAGUGUGGAGGCCUCCAGACGCUGCUCAAGAACAACCAUCAAGUCUUCAGAGUGGAAGGAGGGAGGGUGUAUAUAAGAGACUGGCGGGACAGGAAGUCAUCCAGGGCGGAUACCAAGCGGAAGCCCGUUGCUCCUGGCGCCCUGAAAACUCGUCCCUGCUGGUUUCACACCCACCACCUUCAGGGCUGCCCUCUGCAGGCUGAACACUGCGCCUUCGCCCACGGACCUGAUGACCUCCGACCCUCAACCAGACCUCUGAAGAAGAUGAAAAAUGAUGCCUCCUGAUUGGAGUAUUCAUCCUGGACACUUUAUUUAUUAUUCAUUUGUUUUUAACUUGCUCCCAACAAUAAAUGGACCCCUGAGUUAAAUAUUGAGGAGUAACUAGAUUUCGAAUUAACAGUAAACGCUCCUUCCAUCAAUAGUUGAACCUAGUGUGAAAACUCCCCAUGUCCACUCCUGCAGCCACAGAGAGAGAGAGAGAGGGAGGAUUUGGUCCGAGCAGUGUGAGUUUUAUUGAUGCGAUGUUACAUCAUUUCUGGGAAUUGAGGUCUUGAAAUUUCACGGCGUCCUCUCUCUUCUGUGUGAGACCUGCCAAAAUGUGAUGCUUCCUGGUGCAGCUUAAGGUUUCAGUGUUGGAGCUCGCUGCCACCUCUGGGUUAUCUGCCGGAAUUUAAUUUCAAAGGAUUCUCAGGCCUUUAUAUUUACUUAUUUAAGAACUGGACGUUUAUAAGGUUCAGAUAUCCACAUUUAAUGUAUCUCAAAUGGAUUUCAAGCAACAUCUUUGUGUUUAUUUUGAGAUUAUGAAGAAUCAGUUAUUUAGUUUUCAGUUUAUCACCAUUUUUCUUCUAGCUGAGGGGUUUGCCAAGUAUUUUUCAACUUUUACCUCAACUGCACCAAUACUUUUAAAAGCCUCUGUAUAUUUAUAGUUUUUACCUCUGCACUUCACUUAGACAUUUACUUCACCUCAGUCAGGUACUUUGAGGUUCACAGACAGGGCGGUGGAUGAAGACCGGACAGCAUUUGAACAAAGUAAAUGUUAGUGGUAUGAAUUAUUUGUUGGCAGGAGUUGAGGGGCGAGCUGCAUGUCGUCCCCUCUGGACGGGCGCCGACUGUUGUGCCUCUCUAACGCAGUUGGCCGUCACCCUGUGGCUCAAAUGUCAAAGACGGCCAGGCCCGCCCAGGGACUGCAGCGGGGCGAUGAGAGGAGCCUCCUGGGGGGUUUGUUUGUUUAUGUGACAGACAAUAAUCAGACUAUUGAUGCAAUAAAGCAUGAGGACAGACAAUUUAAGUCCAUUCAAUACUGCAGUCACGUACUGACCACACAGAUUUGCUUUGUAGCAUCAUUUUCAUCAUGUUUUACCAUUGCUGCAGGUUGUUUAACAAUGUGACGGUUGCAAGUUUAUGACAUUAAGUCAUCACCUGACAUUUAAGCCUUAAAACUUAAAGGAUCGGCUCACCCAACUUCUGAAAAAAAAUUCUCGAUUCUUAUGGAAGUCCAUUUAUGCCAGGCAAAGGAAAACAGAUGAAAUAUUAACUAGGUCAAAAGUAUGAAAUACUAUUUUACUAGUCAUAUUUUUUGACUUAACAUCUCAUAAUUUUGAUUUGAAAAGACUGUUUUGAACAUCUUAGCUUAUAUUUUUGAUUUUGUCAAUCGUAACUUAGUGUCUCAUAAUAGUCGCGUAAUAUGUCGGUAUAUCUUGGUAUCUUAUCAUUUUGAAUCAAAUAGUCUAAAUUCUGACUAAUAGCUUUGACUUGGUAAGUAACUAAUUGAGACUUACUAUGCCCACUUACACUUACUUAAAGGGGGGGGGGGAUCUUUUUCUUUUUGUAUUUUUAUUUGAACUGACCCUUUAAAAACAACUGCAUUAAUCCACAACACAAGACCAAAUGAACAUGAACCAAGAUCACCGUCUCAGGUAGCAGCUGGGUCUUGUACGCUGCAGUGUAUAAAUCCCUACAGUGUCUGAAAGGGACAUCCUAAGGUUUGUUACGUAGCAGACUGGAUCCCCCCCCUUUAUUCCCUGGAGCUCGAUGGCUGUGUCCUUGAAUAUUGAUGAAGGCGUAUAUGUGAUGAAAGGCCAUUUAGACAGAACGGCUUCAGCUGUGAUGGACAGAAUCUAUAGAGGAGCUGAAAGUGAAACACUGACAGUGUGGUUGUGUUGUGACAGGCAGCACUCAGUCAUAAUGUGCACAGCUAUGUGUGGGUUUUAAUGACCUGUUUAAAUCAUUUCUCUCGCCCUCUCUAGGGCUCCCCUCCUCCCCACCCACCCCCCCAAAAAACCCCUCCCCCAUGUCAUUAUGCUUCCUGGAAGGAAUCAAUUCACGAAAAUACUCCUGCUGCUCCGGGUCUGCAAAGAUCAUCCGAUCCAAUCGACCUGCUGCCCUACAUUUAACUGCCGAGGAGUGUGACGUGGCCAGGGAGCGGAGGCGUUCACCUGGCCACUCACACACGCCACACACAUUUGCAGACGCUCUCGUCGUGACCUUUGGACCCCAGCCAUUUCUGACUGCUGUCCAAUAAGCCAUCAUGAUGACUGUGUUUAUGUCCGCCCCCCUCCCUACUGCUGCCCUGGAGACCAGAGGAGAAGAUCCAGAGCAAGCCAAAUUAGUGCCUGCACUCCUCCACCCCACCCACCCCACCCACACUGAGUGAGUCUCCCUGCCCUCAGCCCUCACAUAAACACAUCACAGGAGGUCAGAUCAGAUUUUGAGACUAUGAAAUCUCCAUUACUGAGGAACAGAAAAAUGUCCUAGUAAUAUGGUACUAAACCAUUAUUAUGAGACGGUAUCUCCUUAUUGACUUACUAAAUACUGCAUCCUAUAAUUGUUCCUAAAUAUAGAUAAUUAUUGUUAUUUAUAAUCACAAAAUUAUAAGAAUCUGUUCCAUAAUUAUGACAAAACAACUCAUUCAGCUUUCAUGGAGCUUUCAACCAUAUCAACCAAACAUACAUAAGGUUUUUAUCAUAAUAGACUAAUCUGUAGGAAGUGUAAAAAUUAUAUCUUAGUAACAUAGGACAGUAGUUACCAGCCUGGGGGUCAGGAUCCCCCCCACUGGGAUCUAAAUAUAAUUUGUGUGAUUAAGAAAAAAGGAAGACAGAACAUUACCUCUUUAUUAUUGCAUCAAAUACAUUAACUAGUACCAAACAUAAAUCUAAGAGGUGAACGUCAUUCUUCGGUUGAAGAGCUCACAGCUCAUGCAUCCAGCCUGUGAUAGGGGUAGUGAAGUAGAUAUGGCUUAGACAUAAGGACACAAGCCAACAUGAUUAGGAACCAGUGACAUAGAGGACUGAAGAUACAGAGGAUCACAGCAUGAAUUACUGUAUGUUCAGUAUAAUUGGUUUCCAGAUAGCAGGAUCCUGUUGCUGUUCCAGUGGAAAAAAUAUGUGAAUCAUUUGAAGUAUGUAAACAAACAGUUUCCUUCAGUGGCUCUGUCUCACACAAUGUCUGAUACUGAACAGUGGCUGUACUUACUUUGGCUGCUACUUCGCUUUCUGUAGAGCACUUAAAGAAGAAGUCAUUUGACUUUUUUGGGGAUUUCUGACCCAUGUAUCGUACACGUCUGCCUCGCCAUCCACAGGAAGGAAUUAGAGAUGGUGAAAGCAAAAGAAAGGACAUUAGCAGAUGGACAAAAUUACUCCCCAUGCCUGAAAUCUAGGUCAGGCAGAAGUGGCUGCAUGUGUUUGCCUAAGCCAACAACUUUCCCUGUGUUUCCCUCAUGCUUUAUUCAUCGUGGCACCAUGGGGCUUGAUGUAAUGCAGUGUCUCCAAGACAUUAUUUUGGAUGUACAGAAGUCUCUCAGAAAAGCGAGCCAUGUAGGACUGCGACGCUGACAGCUGUCACUGCAAAGAAUUCUUUUGUUUGACUGUUGCUGCUUUAGUAAACCCUCUUCUUCCUC
Messenger RNA from Seriola aureovittata, 5942 nucleotides. It is a transcript of the gene trmt44, whose product is annotated as tRNA methyltransferase 44 homolog. The record is from RefSeq and is a predicted model, not a curated record. The coding region runs from base 419 to 2332 and encodes 637 amino acids. Gene Ontology annotation, biological process: tRNA methylation. The transcript is spliced from 11 exons. Gene Ontology annotation, molecular function: tRNA (uridine) methyltransferase activity; metal ion binding. Lineage: Eukaryota; Metazoa; Chordata; Actinopteri; Carangiformes; Carangidae.